This is a messenger RNA of Trichechus manatus latirostris (Florida manatee), 942 nucleotides long. Its product is annotated as olfactory receptor 1F1-like. NCBI's taxonomy places the organism in Eukaryota, Metazoa, Chordata, Mammalia, Sirenia, Trichechidae. The transcript has a single exon. Gene Ontology annotation, molecular function: olfactory receptor activity; G protein-coupled receptor activity. Gene Ontology annotation, biological process: G protein-coupled receptor signaling pathway. Gene Ontology annotation, cellular component: plasma membrane. Bases 1 to 942 code for a protein of 313 amino acids. The record is from RefSeq and is a predicted model, not a curated record.
AUGAGUGGGGCAAACCAGUCUAGUGUCUCCGAGUUCCUCCUCCUGUGGCUCUCCAGGCAGCCCCAGCAGCAGCUCCUCUUUGUGUUCUUCCUGAGCAUGUACCUGGCCACAGUCCUGGGAAACCUGCUCAUUAUCCUGGCCAUCAGCACAGACUCCUGCCUGCACACCCCCAUGUACUUCUUCCUCGGCAACCUGUCCUUCGUGGAUGUUUGCUUCUCCUCCACCACCGUCCCCAAGAUGCUAGUGAACCACAUACUCAGCAGUCAGACCAUCUCCUUCCCUGGGUGUCUCACACAGAUGUACUUUGUCUCUGAGUUUGCUGACAUGGACAAUUUCCUCCUGGCUGUGAUGGCCUAUGACCGCUUUGUUGCUGUGUGCCACCCCUUACACUACACAACAAAAAUGACUCAUCAGCUCGGUGCUCUGCUGGUGGUUGGGUCGUGGGUCAUUACCAAUUUGAAUGCUCUGUUGCAUACCCUGCUGAUGGCUCAACUCUCUUUCUGUGCAGACAACAUGAUUCCCCACUUCUUUUGUGAUGUGACUCCUCUCCUGAGACUCUCCUGCUCUGACACACACCUCAAUGAGAUGAUGGUGUUUACUGAGGGGAUCCUAAUAAUGAUCACCCCAUUUGUUUGCAUUCUAGUUUCCUACAUUUGCAUCACCUGUGCUGUCCUGAGAGUCCCAUCCAAAAAGGGAAAAUGGAAAGCCUUCUCCACCUGUGGCUCCCACCUGGCUGUGGUUUCCCUCUUCUAUGGCACCAUCAUUGCUGUGUAUUUCAACCCUUCACCCUCCCAUUCAGCUGAGAAUGACAUCGCAGCCGCUGUAAUGUACACAGUGGUGACCUCCAUGCUCAACCCUUUCAUCUACAGUCUGAGGAACAAGGACAUGAAAAGGGCCCUAAAAAAAGUGAUUUCUAUGAAAAUUUUUUUUUCUUUUCAAUAA